Molecule: messenger RNA, 2202 nt
Organism: Tachysurus vachellii
Lineage: Eukaryota; Metazoa; Chordata; Actinopteri; Siluriformes; Bagridae
Exons: 3
Coding region: 288-1658 (456 amino acids)
Biological process (GO): DNA integration
Molecular function (GO): nucleic acid binding
Source: RefSeq, a predicted model, not a curated record
AUAUAUUGAAUGGAUUCUGAAAAACUCGGAAUAUUUGGAAUGAAAACUCGGAAUAUAUUGAAUGGAUUCUGAAAAACUCGGAAUAUAUUGAAUGAAAAUUCUGAAUAUAUUGAAUGAAAACUCGGAAUAUAUUGAAUGAAAAACUCGGAAUAUAUUGAAUGGAUUCUGAAAAACUCGGAAUAUAUUGAAUGAAAACUCGGAAUAUAUUGAAUGAAAAUUCUGAAUAUAUUGAAUGGAAACUCGGAAUAUAUUGAGAAUGAAUUGUUUAAAAUUUUCAGUUUUUCAAAAUGGCAUUUGCAGAAAUACUUCAAUACUUUGUUGAACUGGAAGAUUUUUUUGCAACAGCUGAUUGUAAUUCAAGGCACCUAAACCAUCUGGAACAUUUAUCACGUCACCUUGAGGAUCAUAUUUCUAUUAUUGCAAUGUUCCUUAUGGCUAUGAGUAAUCAUAUUCAACCAAACAAUGCAGAAAGAAAUUUGCAUGUCAUUCUUGAAGGAAUUUAUGAGUGUCUAAGUGAGAUUUUGGAUCAAAUAACACUUGAAGAUGUCAGACAAGUAGAUGACACACACUCUACUUCUCAGAGAGGAAGGCCAAGGUACCAAAUAUCAGCAGCUCAGCUGAUUCACAUGCGUGACUUGGGCUUUAGCUGGAUGGCCAUAUCUCGAAUGCUGUCUGUAAACAUUCGAACACUUUACAACCACAGGACACAACUGGGUUUAGUGGACUAUGGGAGUUUCAGCAACAUUUCAAACACAGAUCUUGAUUGUCUUAUUGCUGAGGUUCUAAGGCAAACCCCUGGGUCAGGAGAGACCUAUAUCUCUGGCAGCUUGAGAGGAAGAGCAAUCAGAGUUCAGCGGUGGCGGGUUCGAGAGCGUUUAAGAAUAAUAGAUCCAGUGGGAAGAGCAUUAAGAGGCCGAAGGGCAAUUCAGCGGCGGGUCUACAAUGUCUCUGCUCCUAACCAAGUCUGGCAUACUGACACAAAUCACAAGUUAAAUCCAUGGGGAUUUGUUUUUCAUGGUGGAGUGGAUGGAUACAGUCGCUGCAUUACCUACCUGAGAUGUUGUACAGACAACAGAGCUUCAACUGCUCUGCAACUUUUCCAGGAUGCGGUCAAUCGAUUUGGACUUCCACAUCAUGUCAGGGGUGAUGCUGGUGGCGAGAACAUCAAUAUUGCGCAAUUUAUGAUUGAGAAUCGUGGUGGAAACAGGGGUAGUUUCAUGGUUGGGCGUAGUGUACACAACCAGAGAAUUGAAAGACUGUGGGGAGAAUUGAACAGGGUUGUGUCAGCAUACUUUAAAGACCUUUUCCUCUUUAUGGAAAAUGUUGGACUUUUAAAUAGCACAGACCCACUUCACAUUAGGGCACUCCACCAUGUUUAUCUUCCAAGAAUCAACAGAUCUGUUGAUGAAUUCAUAACCCAGUGGAACCACCACAGCUUGAGGACAAUGGAGAAUAGGUCCCCGCUGCAACUCUGGACAAUUGGAAUGUUAAAUCUUCCUCAAAACCAAAGACAACUACAUCUUGUACAAAUGCCACACUCUCAAGUUCAACACCAACAGGAUAUGGAAUUAAGGCCAAUAAAUCCCUUGACUGAUGACGGAAAUCAUGGAAUAGAACUUUUUGUCACAGUUUGUAACGUGCUUCAAAUGAGGGAAUAACCUUAGCUUAAAAAAAGAUUGUUCUCGAUAUUGUACACCCCAUCACACAGCUGAAGUCAGAUGUUAUUUAUUUGCAAAAUAUUAAUUGCAUUAAUUGGAAUAAGGUCAAUACAGGGAAGGGGAUAUGGCAAUAACUACCAGUUGAAUUCCUUUAAUGUGAAAGUGGUGUUCGUGAAUGAUUGCAUGUACUGUAGAGUUCUUACAGAUGCAUCUCUUCCCCAAGUUUGCAGCAAGUUAUCCAUUGAUUUUCAAGGAUCAGACAUUUCAGUCAUUUACUGUAACACUUGACUAUAGUGGGCUCCAGGUUUGUCAUUUACGGACAGAUUCUCUGAGGACAAUGAAUGAACAUGUUCAAAAUAGAAACAACAAACUAUUUAUUUGCAUGGUUUGAUUCAGUAAUUACAGGAGGCCUAUGAAACAUUUACACAUCAAGGUGUCACAAUACUAAACAUUUCUGUUUCCCAAAAAAAUAACUGUUCCUAUAAAACCACCAUUAAACUAAAGGUUAGUACCCAGCAACGUUUGAACUGAACAUUUGCUUAUG